CAAACACAGACUGGCCAUUAGGACUAGAGAUAUCCCGGCAGCCUGUGGACAGGUAAUAUUAUUCAGUACAGGAGAAUAAUCGAGGCACUCCCUGCAGAGAGUAGGUUGCAUACAGCCCCUGCAGUUCAGGACCCCGAAACCAUUAUUGGGACCCCGACAUACCCGAUUGGACCCAAUGUACGGAGAAUCGGGAAACAAACUGGUCCAACAUGCCAAACGCAUGCAAUCCCUCUCCCACCUACCACCAUACCAGACAGAAAUGGUACGCUCGGUGGCACGCGAGGUCCGCGAAUUGGAUAAAGAUGUAGCGCGUAUCUUGGAGCCGUUCGAAGGCACUUUCAACCCGUCCGAGAACCACGCGACCGCCUGUGCCUUACUCGUCGACCAUUUGUCGAUGCGACGGAACAAAAGAUGCCUGCUCGCCUACCACCGCGCGCGCGCAGAGAAACUAGAAGAGUUCUGCUGGCAGGGCCGUGAUGUGCUAGACGAGCAGAUGCAGCAGGGUGGCGGGGGUGCUCAGAGUGGUGGCAGCCAGGCAAAUUCCCUGAGUCCCGAGGAGAUGGAGUAUUUUCGCCAGUAUAGCGAUAUGCUAGCGGCGUACAAAGGACAAUGGAUUGAUAUUGACUUGACGGGUAGUCUGGAGCCGCCAAAGGACCUGUUCAUUGAUGUGCGCGUGCUUAAAGAUGCGGGUGAGAUCCAGACUGAGUAUGGUGCCAUUACAUUGACAAAAAAUAGCCAGUUCUACGUCCGGUUAGGGGAUGUUGAGCGGCUUAUAGCGCAAGGAUAUCUUCAACGGCUGAGCUAGUAUGCGAAUCUAUAAAUGAU
Molecule: messenger RNA, 825 nt
Organism: Histoplasma capsulatum G186AR
Lineage: Eukaryota; Fungi; Ascomycota; Eurotiomycetes; Onygenales; Ajellomycetaceae
Product: PSF1 domain-containing protein
Exons: 3
Coding region: 260-805 (181 amino acids)
Biological process (GO): DNA strand elongation involved in mitotic DNA replication; DNA replication
Cellular component (GO): GINS complex
Source: RefSeq, a predicted model, not a curated record